AUGGAGGGGGCUUUGGAUGAGAUCAUUGCGAGGGUUGCAGGCUACGAAGCUGGUGAUAUUGAGCAUAUUUGGCAACUUGUCUGGCGGCUUGGGUUCUACCGUGGCGGGCCGGAUUUGAAAGGCCGAGUCCUUGGGGUGCCUGUCUAUCAACUGCUCGGGGGAAAGGUACGUCAGAAGGUCCUUGUCUACGCCUGGAUUGGAGGUGACUGGCCCAGUGAUGUGGAAUCACCGUCCGCCAUCGACUCUUGCGUUGAGCGCCUUAAACAGGUCAAGGCAUUAGGUGUCGACGCAGGACUAGAUUUUCACGGUCGACUACACAAACCCAUGGCCAAGCAGCUAGCGAAGGCAUUAGAGCCCUACCGCCCAAUUUUCAUUGAGGAACCGCUACUUUGUAAACAUCCCGAAGCGCUGAAGCAGCUCUCCGAUCUAACGGCCAUUCCCAUAGCGUUCGGGGAACGACUGUGCGAAGCGCUGGAUAUUGCGCAUGCGCGGGGUAUCUCAGAAACGGUGCGGAUUGCUUCUAUGGCUGAGACGUACGAUGUGGCGGUUGCGCCGCAUUGUCCGUUGGGCCCUAUUGCACUUGCGGCGUCUAUUCAGGUUGCUUUUCGAUCUGGUGGACUAAAGUCAGUUUUCGAUAUCAAUGAGGGGUAUGUGAAGGCACCGUCUGGUGCUGGGUUAGGCAUUGAGAUUGAUGAGGCGUUGGUGAGGAGAAUCAGCGCCAAGAGGGAGCCGUGGCUUCCGAAGGAGUUCUAUGGGCCUGAUGGUGGUAUUCGAGAGUGGUAGUGUAGUUGUACCUAGUUUGGCUAUCUUGACGUUGUUGUUGUUGUUGUUGUUGUUGUUGUUGUUGUCCCGCGGGAUAUGUGUAUGGUUGUUUAUUCACCACUGCGGUUAAUGCGGGGGCGUGGGGGGAAACAAUCAACUAUAAGUAGUAGGCUCAACCUCUUCGAGAUUCUCGUUGUUAGCAACUACGAUCCCGAAUCGCGCACUAUGGAUCUCUUUUCUCUCACGGGCCGUACCGCACUUGUUACGGGUGGGACUCGAGGCGUUGGACAGCAGAUGGCCAUUGCCAUGGCUGGCUGAAGCUGGCGCAGAUAUCAUUCUUGUUCAGGUGGAUAUAAAUUUGUUGCGGUUACAGAAGCCCAAGAGAUCUAACCCCUAGCGUUUCUCAGCGAGACACUAACAAUCUAGCCACAAAAGGAAAGAUUGAAACCCUAGGUCGCAAGGCAAUCAUAUACACAGCCGACUUAUCUUCUCGAGUGUCCAUCUCGCCACUGGUAUCAACGGUUUUGAGUGAUGGA
This is a messenger RNA of Aspergillus alliaceus, 1298 nucleotides long. Its product is annotated as enolase C-terminal domain-like protein. Bases 1 to 783 code for a protein of 260 amino acids. The transcript has 6 exons. The record is from RefSeq and is a predicted model, not a curated record. Lineage: Eukaryota; Fungi; Ascomycota; Eurotiomycetes; Eurotiales; Aspergillaceae.